Prunus armeniaca (apricot) is the source of this 1065-nucleotide messenger RNA. NCBI's taxonomy places the organism in Eukaryota, Viridiplantae, Streptophyta, Magnoliopsida, Rosales, Rosaceae. The record is from the annotation of a GenBank genome assembly.
AUGGUUAAUCCAACGGUGGAAUUUUUUGGAGGGAUCGGCCUUGGAGCACUGGUAGGACCGGGGGGUAAUUUACUCUGGGGAACGGUAGGGAAGGGUUUCAUUGAAACCUGGCGCACAAACCUCGACUCCAUGAUAAAUUCUUUACUGCCAUUGAUCAAAGAGAUGGAAGACCAGAAUAAGACGUUGGUUAUUGGAGAUGAAGAAAUAGAAGAUCUCAAGCAAAAACUGACAGAGGGUGAAGAUCUCGUUGAGGAGUUAAAGAAGGUCAGUUCAUGGAGCUUGAUGACGCCUCUUCACACGAACCGGCUUGCUGAACUGGACAAGUCUAUUAAAAGACUGUUAGAGAUACUGAAGGUGCAGGGAAUAAGGGAUGUCAAGGGGAUUUCCCUGUUGGCAAAGGAUCACACCAAACAACUUAAGGCCUGCAAAACGGAUGUGGAGGGAACCUUGGUUUUGGCGAAGGAUCACACUGAACAACUUAAGGCCUGCAAAAGGGAUGUCGAGGAGACUUUGGUUUUGGCAAGGGAUCACUCUGAUCAACUUACCGACUGCAAAAGCCAUGUCGAGGAUACUUUGGGUUUGGCGAGGAAGAUAGACGCCAAGCUUGACAAAUUUGAACGGAUUGGUCUGGUACAAGGCGACGAAGUGGCGAGUUUGGUGGAACGGAACGCUCUAAGAAAAGCAGUUAAAGAGUUGACCCCUGCUGUUGACAAAACUUUGAUGAACACUCGCUCCUUUUCUUAUGAAUAUUGGGAAAGGAUUCGUCCCUAUCUACGCUCCCUCCGGCAUUGGUUUGACGGAGAGCAGCGGGCAGCGGAAGAAAAAGGAUGGGAUCGUAUCUCAUUUGAGGAACUAAAAAAGUUAACAAUACAAAUAGAGCAGGGUGUAAAGCUAGCUCGCAAGUGCUCCGAUGUCGAUGUUAGUGAAUGGAGCCCCGGCAAAAAGAGUAGAUACGCCGCCACAAUUCUUGAUUUGGAGAAAUCUCUUCAAGCACUUGUGCUCCGUUUUAAAAUUCUACCAAAUGUUCCUGUCCAAACGGACCAUCCACAUCCGCAAGGCACGUGA